AUGACUGGUGUCCUGAAUAACGUGUCUCAUGUUGGAAACGGAACUCCUAAUGCUUCUGUCAAAGCAGAAGCAGAAGACGACAUCCCUUUGUCUGAAAAGUUAAAGCGCAGUAGAGUGCAGUUGUCCUCUAGCGACGAUGAUGAUGAUAUUCCUCUGUCUGCCAAAUUAGCCCAGAUGUCUAAAAAGCCCAAACUGGAACCUCCAGUUUCUCCUCAGCACCGUAAUAAAAGUCACAAUGACCAACGAAAAGAACACUCGAAGUCAACAAAUGAAAAGGUUAAGAAAGAAAAUACACUUAGUUCUCCUAACAAAGGCCGGAAGCAUGAAAAACCGGAAGAGGAAGUGUGGAGGUGGUGGGAAGAGCAAAAGAAAGAUGAUGGUAUCAAGUGGAGGUUCUUAGAACACAAAGGUCCACUUUUCGCUCCUCCUUAUGAACGCUUGCCAACCUCUGUUCGUUUUCACUAUGAUUCCAAACCUAUCAAACUAUCGGAUCAUGCAGAAGAAGUUGCAGGGUUUUACGCACGUAUGUUGGAUCAUGAUUAUACUACAAAAGAAGUGUUUAACCAUAACUUCUUCCGCGACUGGGUCAAAACAAUGAAUGAAGAAGAACGUCGAACCAUUAAAUCUCUCAGUAAAUGCGACUUCCGUGAAAUGCAUCAAUAUUUUUUAAAGUUGAGUGAAGAAAGAAAAAAUCGUACCAAGGAGGAAAAACAGAAGAUAAAGGAAGAAAACUUACAAAUUCAGAAUGAAUAUGGCUACUGUAUAUUAGACGGACAUAAGCAAAGAAUAGGAAAUUUUCGUAUCGAACCACCAGGUCUAUUUCGAGGCCGCGGAAACCACCCUAAAAUGGGAAUGUUAAAAAAGCGCAUUAUGCCAGAAGACGUCAUCAUCAACUGCUCAAAGGACUCCAAAGUUCCUGCUCCUCCAAAAGGUCACAAGUGGAAGGAAGUGAGACAUGACAACAGUGUUACUUGGCUAGCAUGUUGGACUGAAAACAUUCAAAACAAUUUCAAAUAUAUAAUGCUGAAUCCAUCCUCUCGUCUUAAGGGUGAAAAAGAUUGGAAAAAAUAUGAAACUGCUCGUUGCCUACACAAAGUAAUCGACAAAAUUAGAGCAGACUACCGAGCUGAUUUCAAACACAAAGAAAUGAGGAUACGCCAGCGAGCUGUUGCGCUGUAUUUUAUCGAUAAGUUGGCUCUUCGUGCUGGCAAUGAGAAGGACGAGGAUGAAGCUGAUACUGUUGGCUGCUGUUCACUUCGUUACGAACACAUCAAACUUCAUGAAGAGUUGAAUGGACAACCUUAUGUUGUUGAAUUCGACUUUUUAGGUAAAGAUUCUAUCCGCUACCAAAAUGCUGUUUCUGUCCCUAAACGCGUAUUCAAAAAUGUCAAACUAUUUCUGAAGAACAAAAAAGAAAAUGACGAUUUAUUCGAUCGACUUAACACGACUGUUCUAAACCAGUAUUUACGAGAACUUAUGGAUGGUUUAACUGCCAAAGUAUUUCGUACGUACAAUGCAAGUCGAACUCUGGAAGAACAGUUGGAACGGCUUACUAAUCCUGAUGACCCUCCUCAUGCUAAGCUCUUGGCCUAUAAUCGGGCGAAUCGAGCAGUUGCUGUUCUCUGUAACCAUCAGCGUUCAGUUCCGAAAUCUUUUGCAAAAUCAAUGGAGAACUUACAGAAAAAGAUCGAUGCAAAACGUGAGCAAAUUUCGGAAAUAACUACUGAAGCUAAACAAAUAAAGGCAGAUUACAAAAAUCACAAACAAGCAUCUAAGAAGGUCGCUUAUGAAAAGUUGAAGAAACGCCUAGCAUCUGCUAAAGAAGCCUUAUCAAAAUUGCAGCUUCAAGCAACUGAUCGAGAUGAAAAUAAAGAGAUCGCUCUCAGUACAAGUAAACUGAACUACCUCGACCCCCGAAUUUCAGUUGCUUGGUGUAAAAAGUAUAACGUUCCUAUUGAGAAAAUUUUUAACAGAACUCAAAGGGAAAAAUUCCAAUGGGCAAUUGAUAUGGCCACAUGUGACUACAAGUUUUUAGAUGUUGAUUCAGACAGAAGUACAAAUAAACUAAAAGCGGAGGAAACUGAUGAUGAAGAUAUGAUCGAUGAUGAAGACUGA
Schistosoma turkestanicum is the source of this 2115-nucleotide messenger RNA. The record is from the annotation of a GenBank genome assembly. Lineage: Eukaryota; Metazoa; Platyhelminthes; Trematoda; Strigeidida; Schistosomatidae.